Aspergillus japonicus CBS 114.51 is the source of this 993-nucleotide messenger RNA. RefSeq names its product NAD(P)-binding protein. Bases 1 to 993 code for a protein of 330 amino acids. The transcript is spliced from 4 exons. The record is from RefSeq and is a predicted model, not a curated record. Lineage: Eukaryota; Fungi; Ascomycota; Eurotiomycetes; Eurotiales; Aspergillaceae.
AUGUCUACCACCAUCCGAGUUGCCAUAGUCGGAGCCAGCGGCGAGACGGGCCAAUCCAUCGUGAACGCGCUUCUAAGCUCGUCCACCCCCAAAUUUGAAAUCACCGCCCUGACCAGACCGCAAUCCCUCCACAAACCCACCAACCUCGCCCUCCAAGCCCGGGGCGUCAACAUCGUCCCCGCGGACCUCCGCGGCCCCGCAGCGCCCCUCAUCGACCUCCUCCAGGGCAUCGACGUCGUCAUCUCAGCCAUCCACUUCGACGCACUAGCGGACGAAAUCCCCCUCGCCGACGCCGCCAAAGCCGCAGGCGUCCAGCGCUUCGUGCAAUCCGCGCUGAUGAUCGUCAUCCCGCCGAGGGGGGUGGUGGAUUUCCGCGAGAAGAAAGAAGAAAACCUGCACCACAUCCAAAAACUCCGCCUCCCGUACACCUACAUCGACGCCGGCUGGUGGCACCAACUAACCCUCCCGCGCCUGCCGUCCGGCCGCGUCGACCAUCUCCUGCCUCGCCCUCCCGCGGCCCAUCCAAGCCUCCCGCUGGGAUUGGACGGGAACGUGCCGACGGCGCUGGCGGAUCUGCGGGACGUGGGGCGCUACGUCGCGCGGAUUAUCGCCGACCCUCGGACGGUGAAUAAGCGGGUGCAUGUGUAUAAUGAGGUGUACACGCUGAAUCGGGUGUAUGAGGUGGUGGAGCGGGUGAGUGGGGAGAGGCUGGGCCGGAGAUUUGUAUCGGAGGCGCAGGCGCGUGCGGCCGUGGACGACGCGCGGACGCAGCUGUCCCUCACCCCUGGCGAUCCUACGGCCUUGCUGGCGCAUGUCGCGGCCCAGUUGUUUUAUUCUUGGGCCAUCAGGGGGGAUAAUACUCCUGAGUAUGCACGGUACCUGGGGUACGUGAGUGGGAAGGAUUUGUAUCCGGAUUUUGAGUAUGUUUCUUUUGAGGAGUAUGUCACUGAAGCGAUCAGAGGGGAGGGGAAGGGGGUUUAUCAGGAUAGGUGA